AUGUUUAAGUUUGUCCGCACCUUGGCCCGCGAAACGCUUCGGCUUCUGUCUUGUCUACAUCAGCUGGAUCACGGAGACGUGCCUCACGCGGUGCGCGACGUCUUCUCACCGAUGAGUGCAGCAGUGGCCGUGGCGGUUGAGGUGACAACCUACAGCAUCCACGGCAUGAGCUUGAUGUGUUGGGCACAGAUCUCCUGUAGUCUCUCGUGGUCUUUGUUUUGGCCUUCGUUAUUCUUUUAUUCUUCUUUGUCCUCUUUCGUCCGCUGCGCUGAGUACACCGAGGCAGGACUCCGUAAGCACCCUACGCAUUUGGAGGUUUUGCUUCGUGUUCUUCGUUGUCCUUAA
Messenger RNA from Symbiodinium natans, 345 nucleotides. The record is from the annotation of a GenBank genome assembly. NCBI's taxonomy places the organism in Eukaryota, Dinophyceae, Suessiales, Symbiodiniaceae.